Molecule: messenger RNA, 2840 nt
Organism: Vitrella brassicaformis
Lineage: Eukaryota; Vitrellaceae
Source: the annotation of a GenBank genome assembly
CGUUGUUAUGCUGUCUUACACAGCACAGACUCUUCCUCUCCGGAGAUUUGCACCGACAGCGACUUGCCUUUUGACUGGCGCCACCGGCCCGCCCAGGGCUGCACAUCCUGGGCCGUCUCCGUCUCACCCCGCAGAAUGGGAAAGAUGAACGCCGGCAGCGAAGGCGCACCAGGACUCCUCGUGCAGAAGCUCACCGCCGAGAACGCCCGGGUAGGCCAACCCAUCUGCCUACCCCCUGUGUUGCAGUGGAUGUGGCACUGCAUGCAGCUGAUAGCUGGCCAGCAGGAGCUGGAGGCUCGGCUGAAAGGAGUGGAGGCGGCGCGAGACGUCCUCAGGACAUCCAUUGCCCCGACUACAACUACAAAAGAGGACGGCAACAAUGGACAGACCGAUGGGGUGUCUCCCUCGACACUGCUGGACAAAAGGUGCAUGAGACUCUGAGAAUAGGGAGACGAAGUGAUCGUGACGUGUCGCCCCUCUCUGUAAUGAUAUGCGCGUUUCAGUGUCGAGAUUGAAUUGAACACCCUUCGUAAGGAGCUCCUCAAGGCCAUCUCAAAGUUCACGAGACACAACAACAGCUUCCGAGACAUGCAGCAGCGAAAGUCAGGCAGCCCACCGACCCGGCAGCAGUUGUCGUGAGUGAGUACUCCUUGUGCAACUGUCUGGCUGCAGGGAAGAGCUUGAGGGCGAGAAUGCUCGAUUGCAGAAGGAGCUAGAGACACACAGGAGAAGUGAGCACAGCCACGCACAGACGGAUACAGACGGCGAAAUGGAUGUUUGUCCAUCUGUGUUUUGUGUAGGGUCUCACAUGUACAUGAUGCGCAUCACUACCAUGAGCUUGAAAGAAAGGGACACCAAGACCAAUAGGGCGCAAUCGCAGCUCUCAGCGGCAUCUACUCCAGCAAGGCCCGCAGCCACUACCAAGCCCGCAGAUGACCCUUCGGGCUCUAGAGAUGAGGUUGCAGACCUGAAGAAGCUCAAGGAACAACUCGUCAAAUCGGUCGGUCGGUAUGCAGGCAGACCAAUGCAUCCAUGUACCGUUUCUCCCAUUGCAUGCGCAGAUCGAGGAGAGAGACAGACAGCUACAGGUAAGAGAGCCAGCAAACAAUGGCGCGCGUAAGGCUUAAAUGCGUCUUUCCAUCUCAGGCCCGUUCCACGUUGAUCAGCGAGCUCCAGGAGCGCCUCAGCGCAUUCGAAAAAAGACCGACGAGACAAAGAAAUAAUCAGCCCAUCACGGCCUCGCUGUCCUCUCCCGACCUUCUUGAAGCGACACGGGAGCAUUUCGAACAACUCAAACACCAGCACGCACAAGGUAGGGCAGAGAGACUCAUACGUCAGAUCCCCCGUGGCUGACACGCUUCCCCCCGCCCUUUGCCUUCACACACAGUGCAAGACCACGCGCAGAGUCUGAAGCGGCAGCUGACCACACAGAAGGACAAGGUGGGCGAAAACCACGCACAGGGAGUCCAAUGCAGCCGCUGGAUGGAUGGGUGGGUGGGUGGAUGCAGCUACGUGCCGUGACUGAAGAGAGAGACAGAUUGGGCGAGGUCAGCAGGCCUUUUAGCCCCUGCACACGACUGCAUGGUUGUGUGUGUUGUAUGUUGGCUCAGGCCCUGAGUGAGGCGGUGCAGCAGCUAGAGGACACACGCGUGAAGGAACAGCAGCAGGAUGGCAGCCCCGAGCAGCGUGAGUGGAGGCGGAAGUGCCUGCAGCUCACUCAGUAAAUUAGACCACAAACAUCCACAUGCAUGUAGUGAUGUGCACGUCCAUGCAGGCGGCUGGUGGAAGUGCAGGAGAAGUGUGAUGUCCUGGAGAGGCUGCUGCAGCACGAACAAGACAGCAGAGAGUAAGCCAACCCCCUCCCUCCCAUACCCACACACGCACAGAAAGCGACACAGCCUCCUUUGUGCGCCUAUUCUGAUCAGUCCGCAGAAGAGAGAGCAGAGGGCCCAGGAGGAUUUCGAGAAAAGAGCAGAGGGCAUCAGGCGCAAGGCCGAGGAAGACGUUCGUCAGCUCGCCGAGACAUGGGCAUCCAAGAACACUGAGCUGGCGGAAAGGAUCAACAAGAUCCAGGCUGACCGCGGAGCGGCCAUCGAUGCCCUCACGCAGAAGGUGGAGACGCUCCAGCACGAGCUCAGGUACGGCAAGGUGCUGCAGACAGGGAUCGACAAGGGUAUUCCUCUCCUGAGUCUCCUCUCGUGUGCGCCGUCCGUUCAGUGAGAAGGACGCCGAGAAGACAGCAGUGAAGAGUCAUGUUGCCGAGCUGCAAAGACAGCUGGAGGUGACAUGAACAUACAUAUCACCCCAUGUCUCGUCAGUCAGCACCAAUACCCACCCGUCUGUUCCGUCAGGCGAAAAGUGAGGAGGUCACUCAGCUAAAGGGGUCGCCAUCUCAGCAGCAGCCGUCCAAGCCCCCUCUCUCAGCGGUGUCCAGCUCGGCUUCAUCUUCGUCUCGCCCGUCCGCAGCCCCCCACAAGACGAGGCACAUCCAGCGCCAGCGCACAAGCAGUGCGCGGACCAUCCCCCGGAGCAGACAGAGCUCCCUGACAUCGGUGGAAGGAGCCACCGCUACCCAUGACGAGCCUGUUUGUCAGCCUGCAGCAGAACAAGACACGAGCAGGCCCUCUUCUCCCCCACCCCUCUCACCUCCUUCUGCUGUUCGCAAGAGUCAUGUAAGAGUUGACGUCAGCCCUAUAGCGACAGCAAGGCAGAGUGCUGCUGACGGGGCGGACUCGCCUGCAGGGAAAACAGACAGCCAAGUAAAGGGGCAUGGCAGUCCGACACUGAUAGAGUGGAUGCGAUCGCAGAGAGGAAGAUGAUCCGUGUUUCACUUAGUGAGG